Molecule: messenger RNA, 2460 nt
Organism: Coniosporium apollinis CBS 100218
Lineage: Eukaryota; Fungi; Ascomycota; Dothideomycetes
Exons: 2
Coding region: 1-2460 (819 amino acids)
Source: RefSeq, a predicted model, not a curated record
AUGGCAAACCCCCGCGUCAUCUUCAUCGUCGUCCUUCUGCUCUUUCUGCUCUUCUCGCCAGAUCCGCAGCAGCCAUCACUAGACCAGCGGUUCGAACUCGACCAGAUCCUCGGCAGAGAGCGCGCCGCGCUCGCCGUGCUCAGCAGCUCGCACUACGGAGACUUCGACGCUUUGAACGGGACGCGCAACCUUAAUCUUACGGGCUUGCGGAGCGAAUAUGGCUAUGCGUGGGAGCUGUUGGACAAGGUCAAGGAGAGAGCGAGAGAGCAGGUGGCGAGCGUGCUUGGAGAUGCGGGCUUGGGCAUUUUGAAUGGAACUGCGGAGGAAGAGUUACCACUCUAUCGCAAUAUCACUGGAUAUGUUGGAGGCAAGUGGGCGCGGUCGAAGGUCGCAGAGGGCCUGUUGGCGCCUCAGCUCAACUUGUCUGCUGUCACGCCGGAAGGCAUGUACGUGACUCAAGAGUACAACAGGAAUCUUACUGGGCUCGAGGGCAAGGUCAGGCUGAAGUUUAGGGAGAAAGAAAGGACUGUAAAAGCAUCGAACGAUUCGAUCAAAGACGUCAGCGCUACCUUGACACUAUGGGACGACGAAUCGUACGGCGACUGGUGGGAAGUAGCACUCCAUGGCGUGCACUUUCGAGACCUUGGCGGGAUGCUCUUAGCAACCACGAGCGACAAGUUUUCUGGCAUUUUUGCCCUGCCACAUUUCGCACUUUCCAACCACACCUACGCGCAAUCUCAGCUAGUGCUCAACGAGACGCUCCGCGAAACUAUUCACAAGCAAGCUACUAGUCUGAACGCCAACACGAACCCCUGGUCCUCCUCACAGCAAGGGGCUGGCGAAGGACUUUUCUCAGUUCCCCACUGUGAAUACAUUGUAUGGCUCCAACAGCAUCCGUUACCUUUCCGCUCCCAAAACAAAGUCGUGGGAGAACAGGAUCCGUAUCACCUAGAGACGCUAGAGCAUGAGCUGCGGUUCCCAACCGGCCAUCCGUUCCUCAAGGCGCCGCCGAUGACCAUGUCCAUGGUAGCCUUUUCGCCUGACUGUGGCUUCGUCAUCGAGUCGAAGGGCCCUCCGGACUAUGCACCUCAGGAAGGACUCCAUCUACAAGGUCCGAAGCUUGAAUCGCUGAUCAAGAUGGGCAGGAGACACAUCCUGUUCUUCGCAUGCUUGUUGGGUGGGCAGAUUAUGCUCCUCGUGCGACAAAUGAAAGAAGCAUCGACGCCCUCGACUCGCAGCCGCAUCAGCUUCUAUACAGUUGCCAUACAGGCGAUGGGGGACGGCUUCGUGCAGCUCGCUUUUGUAAGCGUGCCAUUGUUCGCCGAGGCGACUUCUUUGACUAUGUUGGCUACAGCUUUCUUUGCUUUCCUAUCUGUAACGUUUUUCGGAAUGAGGUUCCUCAUGGAUAUUUGGACCGUGCAGUCAACAGAACGCCGAAGACAAGAAAGACAACAAGCCACAUCAGCCCGCUCGAACGCCGCCACCCCUCCGAACGGCCAAUCCAACGUCCAGACAGCACCAGCACCAACAUCAGCGCCCAUCAUCACAUCUGCAGGCGCCGACACGCUGCCCCUGCCAGUCACCGCCGCGCGAGCCGUAAGCUCCGGCGCCACGCCCAUCAUCCUCCCCUCCGACCAAGACGAGCUUGACACAACCGACACCAACCCCACGAACAACGACACAGGCGGCAACCCGACGCGCCGCGAGCUCGGCGCCCUCUACACGCGUUUCUACCUGAUCCUCUUCGGGACGGUGAUCCUCUCCGUGCACGCAACCUCGUGGCCAAUCCCGCUGCGCUCCGCGUACACGAACCUCAUGUCUUUCCUCUACUUCUCCUUCUGGGUGCCCCAGAUCUACAGGAACGUCAUGCGCAACUGCCGCAAGGCGCUGCGGUGGGAGUUUGUGGUGGGCCAGAGCGUGCUGCGGCUACUUCCCUUCGCGUAUUUCUACGGCGUGCGGGAUAACGUGCUCUUCGUCGAGAACGAUCGGUACGCGCUGCUGGGAUUGCUGGGUUGGGUGUGGUUGCAGGUCCUCGCGCUCGUGAGCCAGGAGCUGCUGGGCCCGAGAUUCUUCGUUAGGGAGGGCUGGGCGCCGCCGGCUUAUGAUUACCAUCCUGUCCUGCGCGAGGAUGAGGAGGGCGCAAGCUUGCCGAUUGGGUUUGCGCAGCCGGGGGAUGAGGAGCCGGGAAGUCCGUCUGCGGCGAGCAAGCCGGGGGAGUCGAGGGACAAGGGGAAGAGGGUGUAUGACUGCGCUAUUUGCAUGCACACGAUUGAGGUGCCGGUCGUGCCUGCUGGUGGCGGUGCUGCGGACGGGGCGGCGGGGAUGGGGGCUGGCUUGCUUGCGAGGAGGGCGUAUAUGGUCACGCCGUGUAGGCAUAUCUUUCAUAGUCCGUGUUUGGAGGGCUGGAUGCGGUAUCGGCUGCAGUGUCCGAUCUGUAGAGAGAUUUUGCCGCCACUUUAA